Messenger RNA from Nymphaea colorata (pocket water lily), 1931 nucleotides. RefSeq names its product chaperone protein dnaJ 13. Lineage: Eukaryota; Viridiplantae; Streptophyta; Magnoliopsida; Nymphaeales; Nymphaeaceae. The record is from RefSeq and is a predicted model, not a curated record. Bases 142 to 1764 code for a protein of 540 amino acids. The transcript is spliced from 13 exons.
AGACGUUAUUUCAUUUCCCUCGCGCUCUCGCCGCCAAAUUUGUAAAACCCUCAUUCUUGGUUCGCCAAACCAAGAGGGGCACCGGGAACCUGCUUUCGAACGAGGUUACGAGCAGAGUGGCAGGGGAAGAGGGAGGGGGAGAUGAAGGCAGAGAAGCAAGAACCUCGGAGGGAGCUGUACGCCCUUCUUCAUUUAUCUCCCCAGGCAUCCGAUGAAGAGAUCAGGAAGUCGUAUCGCCAAUGGGCGCAGAUUUACCAUCCCGAUAAGUACCAAGACCCACAGAUGAAGGACAUAGCCACUGAGAACUUUCAAAGAAUUCGUGAUGCCUAUGAGAUUUUGACAGAUGAGCACAAAAGACAAAUAUAUGAUAUAUAUGGUUUUGAAGGUUUAACUUCUGGCCUUGAGCUUGGAGCAAAGCUGAGCAAACCAGAAGAAAUUAAGGAGGAGUUAGAGAGAUUGCGCCGUCGACAAGAAGAGGAGAAGGUCUAUGCUCAUGUUCGCCCUGUUGGCUCUCUUCUUGCAACUUUGUCAUUGCCACAAUUUUUGAGUGGUGGCAGCAUCAUGAGAGGGAUGCAAAUGUCAUCGGAAGUUCAAUCACAAAUAUCCAAGAAAAAUACUGUUGUAAUUGGUGGAAACCUUGCUGUUACUGGAAAUUCUGGUGGAGGUGCUGCAACAGUUUUGCUUCGGCAUCAGUUGUCCUCAGUUUCUUCAUUGGAGAUCAUGGCUUCUGCUGGUUUGCGGGCACUAAUUGGAUUGCAGACUUCUCGCCAUCUCUCUCCUCAUUCAACUGCAACAACUGGGUUGACACUUUCCUUGAGAGAUGGCUCCAUCAAUCUCUCCAAUGUAUGGACUCGCCAGCUUUCUGAAACUGCAAAUGGAAAUAUACAACUUGUCUUGGGUACUGAAAAUAGCAUUGGGGUCGGAUGGCAAAAGAAGGAUGAAAAAAAUUCUGCAGCUGGAGAGCUUAAGUUUGGAGUGGGUUCAUUUGGAGCAACUACGCAUUACACUCGCUAUUUCUCAUCUAAAUCUCAUGGUCGCAUUGCAGGAAGAAUUGGGAGUACUGCUAUUGAGUUUGAGGUUGGUGGUGGCAGAAAAAUAUCUGAUUUCAGUACUGUGCGGUUUCUGUACACAAUUGGUAUUCAGGGGGUACUUUGGAGAGUUGAACUUCAUCGUGGAGGACAGAAGCUCAUAAUUCCUGUGCUAUUGUCAAGCCAAUUGACUCCACUUCUUGCUACUGGGGCGCUGAUAGUUCCAGCAUCAGUAUAUUUUUUGCUGAAGAAAUUUAUUGUCAAACCAUACUACCUCAAAAGAGAGAGACUGAAGGCCCAAGAGAAAAGACAGAGAACAUCUACUCAGGUCCAGGAGGCAAGGGCAGCAGCUGAGAAGGCUCAACUACUGCUGAAAAAUGUGGCCAAUAGAAAGAAAAGCAAACAAUUAGAAGCCAGGGGCCUUGUCAUUACAAGAGCACUUUAUGGAAAUCUUAAAGCUUACAAGAAAAGGAAUGGCAGUACUGUUGAAGAAACUGAUGAACUGGUUCAGCAGGUUUUGGAUGUGACAAUACCUUUAAAUUUCCUGAUAAAUGAUGCUGGUUAUCUUAAGCUUCACAAAGGUAUCAAAAAGUCAGGAAUCAUGGGAUUUUGCGACCCCUGUCCGGAGGAUCCAAAGCAAUUAUUUGUUGAAUACACUUACGGAGGCGACAAGCAUGAGGUGACGGUUGAUGACUAUGAUGAGUUGAUAAUACCUCAGGAGCUGCAUAGAGUUUGAUUUUUCUAGUUGGAAACUCUUCUCCAGAUGGAGUGAGAGGUUUCCUUAAUAAUCAUGCACACCAUUGUGCCAAGACUCCAACGCAUAUUUCUGGCACAAAACAAUUUUUUUGGCACCUGUUGUAAUUAAUAACCAGUUAUCCAUGUCUUAAUUUCAUUGUCUGAUAA